This is a messenger RNA of Misgurnus anguillicaudatus (oriental weatherfish), 1373 nucleotides long. RefSeq names its product steroidogenic acute regulatory protein 2 (gene star2). Gene Ontology annotation, biological process: intracellular cholesterol transport; steroid biosynthetic process; regulation of steroid biosynthetic process. The record is from RefSeq and is a predicted model, not a curated record. Lineage: Eukaryota; Metazoa; Chordata; Actinopteri; Cypriniformes; Cobitidae. Gene Ontology annotation, cellular component: mitochondrion. Gene Ontology annotation, molecular function: cholesterol binding; cholesterol transfer activity.
UGUUAUCAGUGUCGUGUCCUUGAGAGGACUCUAUAAAACCCAAAUUUUGUCCUUCUUCUCUCCGGCCAUCUCAGUGGGACAUAUCAUGCUGCCGGCUGUGGUGAAGCUCUGCUGUGGAAUCUCUUAUCCACACGUACGCAGCAUGACAGGGUUGCAGCGUGCGGCGGUGGCAGCGUUGGGAAAAGAUCUUGCACACCUGCAGAGCAUCACUCACUUUACCAUUCCUGAAUGGAGCGGUGCUGUCAGGAGAUCCUGUGUUCAGAAGUUUAACAACGCUGUGGAGGCCCAGAAGAUCGCAGUGGGACACGAGGACGCUUUCUACUUUAGACAAGGUGAAGAGGCUCUGAAUGAAGCUCUUGACAUCGUGGAGUCUAAAGAAGGAUGGAAACUCGAGCUGGCAGAGAAGAAUGGAGAUGUGAUCUAUAGUAAAGUACUCAAGGGGAACCGGAAAGUUUUUCGACUGGAGGCCGAACUGGACGCGUCCCCGGACGAACUCUACGAGAUUCUCUUCUUGAGAGUGGAGGAGAUGCACCGCUGGAACCCAAGCAUCCGCUCCAUCAAAGUUUUGAAGCAGGUGGGGAAGAACACCAUGGUUACUCACGAGGUGUCGGCAGAGACGGCGGGAAACCUCAUUGGCCAGCGGGACUUCCUGAGCGUCAGACAUUCGUCCAGGAGCGAGUCACGUGUUUACUUGGGUGGAGCUGCGACACGAUUCGAGUCUCUUCCUCCCCAGCAGGGGUUCGUCAGGGCUGAAGAUGGACCCACCUGUAUAAUCCUGCACAAGCUCCAUCAUCAACCGGGGAAGAGUCGCUUCAUCUGGCUGCUCAACAUGGAUGUCAAGGGUUGGCUGCCAAAGUCACUGGUGAACAAAGCUCUGCCACGAGCUCAGCUGGACUUCACCAAACAUCUGCGGCACCGCCUGACUGCGCAGACGUGAGCGGUCCAAACCCUGCUGACGCUUCUGUGAUGAUGAGGAUGAUGCAAGCAGAUCUUCAUCAGAUUGAAAUAGGAACACAGCCAUGCAACAAACACCUCAAAAUAACUCCGUCAGAGUUUGAUUAUCAACUCAUAUCAAGUUACAUCAGUAACCAAUAAAGAAAAUAUUUGAUUAUUUCAAAUGACAAUACAUUUUUAGCAUGUUUUAUUAAAUUAUUUUUGCAACCCAUGAUAUAAGAUUAAAUGAUAUAAGUUAAAAUAUCCAGCAGAAGUGAUGUUGUCCUUUUAGUAACACUUAUUAUCACUUACUGACAUUAAUGUCAAUGCUAAUGUGCAACUCAUUCCCAGUAUAUCAUUCAUGUAAACAUUUUUCAGGGAUAAUAUUACAUUUUAUUGAAAGACUUGAUUUAAAAAAACAUGCACUGAAAAAUCUUUAA